UCGGCAGGCAAAAGGCGGCAGCGUCGGUAUCGCUCGCUUUCUCUCAGGUCUCGCUCGACCAUAGCAGCCAGCCCGGACAGAGAGAGGGGUGAGAGCACGCCGCCGGCGCAGUUACCGAGUUACUGCCUGGAAGGCCCUCCUCUUGGACUAAACGCUCUCCGCAGGCAAGGAUGAAGUGGGUCGCCUCCUUGAGCCUGUUCCUGACCCUGCUAGUCGUCGGAACACACUCUGCGACGAUAACGACGAGUUCGCCUACGGCUCCAACAGCGGAGAACAACGACCGCAGAGUGGUGUGCUAUUGGAACAGCUGGUCUUACUAUCGGAAGGGCAAAGGUAAGAGUCUCGUACAGAAGCUCGACACACGGCCAUGCACGCACCUCGUCUACAACACGGUCGGCAUACGUGGCGCCGAAGUCGUCUCGUCGGAUCCAUGGAACGACUACUCCGACAGCGGAGGAAACGGCAAUUUACGACGAUUCGCCAACUUGAAGAAGCGCAACGGCGCCCUCAAGCUGCUUGUGGCGGUAGGCGGCCAGAGUCUCGGCUCGGUGCCCUUCAGCAAGCUGGCUCUGUCAGACAAGCACCGCAAGGAGUUUGCCGACAGCGGCGUCGCCUUCUGCCGCGAGCACCGCGUCGACGGUCUCGUCCUCACCUGGCACUACCCGGCCAGCGGGGGCGGCCGGCCUCAGGACAAGGACAACUUCGUCCUCUUGCUCAGGGAAAUGAAGACGGCAUUCAACAAGGCCAAGCUACAACUUGGAGUCGAUCUAUCGGUCGCUAGAGAAAUUGUCGCCAACGGUUACAACCUGCCUGAAAUAGCAAAGAACGUGGACUUCAUGACCGUCAACGCCUUUGACUACUGGGGCGUCUGGUCCGGCCGAACUGGUCCCGUUGCUCCCUUGCACGGCUUGUCGGAAAGUGACUACACUACCGCCAGCGUGUCGUACAGUAUCAACAGCUACCUCAAGACAGGUGUGCCGAGAUCGAAGAUCGUGCUGGCCAUUACCACGCUGGGUCGCACCUGGACGCUGAACGACACCUCCAACGUCGGCUACGGCGCAUUCACCUCGGAAGGCGGCCCGGCGGGCAACUACACCCAGACGUCCGGCGCUCUCGGCUACAACGAGAUCUGCGAGUCAAUGAAGAAGGAUAAAUGGGUCGUCAACUACGACAAAGGCCUGAAGGCGUCCUAUGCAGUGCUGCUGCCGACAUGGAUCAGCUACGAGGAUCCUCAAAGUGCCAAAGACAAGGCCGCAUUCGCUCGUGAGAAGCAGCUGGGAGGAAUCGCCAUCGUCACCCUGGAUACGGACGACUUCGAUGGAAAUUGUGGAGAUCCCCUUCCAAUCCUGAACACAGCCGCCAAAGAGUUCCUAGGCACUGAAGACGAAAGCACCUAAAUAGAAACAGCUAGGACUUCGCAUAAAACUGAAGUAGCUUUGAAUUAAUGCAAGAGGUGUGGUCUGACCCAAGAUCUAACACUUCCUAGUUCAGCAUGUUAGGCAUUUUGUUACGAAUCCUUUAGGGUUAUCCUAAAGGUGCAAAUGCAGUCCCAGUCAAAGCGUUAUUAGUUGCUAUUUUCUUUGAUCGUAUGGUGUUACAAUGCACGAACCACAAAACUGAUUCAGCUUUAAUAUGCUCUACAAGCUGAGCACCUUCGAACACAUGCUCUUCAUCUGAGAUUGAUUCAACAAGUGCUCAAAGUACAAGCCAACCUGUUUUCUUAGUAGCAGCUCUGCGAUCAUACGUUGUAAACCAAAGUCACAAUGUGCUUGUAAAAUUACAGGAGUACACAAUAAACGAAAACCAACAUUAGUCCUUUA
Rhipicephalus microplus (southern cattle tick) is the source of this 1820-nucleotide messenger RNA. RefSeq names its product chitinase-3-like protein 1. Gene Ontology annotation, molecular function: chitinase activity; chitin binding. Gene Ontology annotation, biological process: chitin catabolic process; carbohydrate metabolic process. NCBI's taxonomy places the organism in Eukaryota, Metazoa, Arthropoda, Arachnida, Ixodida, Ixodidae. Gene Ontology annotation, cellular component: extracellular region. The record is from RefSeq and is a predicted model, not a curated record.